Molecule: messenger RNA, 2100 nt
Organism: Sparassis crispa
Lineage: Eukaryota; Fungi; Basidiomycota; Agaricomycetes; Polyporales; Sparassidaceae
Exons: 1
Coding region: 1-2100 (699 amino acids)
Source: RefSeq, a predicted model, not a curated record
AUGGCAUCACCAUCUGUACCGAUUGGCAACGUCCCCGAUCUUGUACAUCAAAGAGCCAUCGUCACGAGUGCUCGGGAUGCGGAGACUCAUCUCACGGCGCUCAUCAAUGCCAUUUUGCAGAGACGCUUCCAUCCUCUCACCCCUCUUCGAGCUGAAGGAUGGCACGAGCUGCUAUCAGAUUCAGGUUUGCUCACGCGGUAUCCUUUCAUCGUACACUCUAUCAGACACAGCUUCGACGUGGGAAUCAAACCCAUUCCUUUCACCAACACGCCUCCCAAUAGUCGCACCCUUUUGGAGCAUAAUGCCGCUUUUCAAAACAUCGUGCGACACGAGCUGCAGCAAGGCCGCUACCUCGGACCCAUGUCGCGCGCAACCGUCGAAUCUCUCAUCGGUCCUUUCCAAUCCUCUCCACUGUCUCUCGUGCCGAAACCUCACAAACCAGGUGUUUUUCGUCUUGUCCAAAAUUUUUCCUUUCCGCGCACUCCUUCUGCUGUCUAUACAUCUAUCAACUAUCAUAUUGACUCAGAUAAUUACCCGUGUACCUGGGGAACCUUCACAGCCUUUUCCUUGCUAUGUUGGCGCGUUCCCCCGGGCUCUGAAGGCGCAGUCCGUGAUGUCUCCGAAGCCUAUCGUAUCAUUCCUCUUGCCUCAUCGCAGUGGCCCGGUACCGUCGUCCGUCUAUCUGAGGGUGACGAAUUCGCUCUCGACACCAGCGCCGCCUUCGGUGUCACAUCCAAUGCGGGCGUAUAUGGCAGCGUCGCAGAUGCGGGAGCAGACAUCAUGCGUUCCAAAGGCAUCGGCCCGCUUUCUAAGUGGGUGGAUGACCACAUUUUUAUACGACUACUUCGCUCUCACCUUGCUGAUUACAAUCACAGGCGCGAGGAAUGGCGCACUCGCAUCGAAGCUCAUGGUGGUCGACACCACACGGGAGGACGUUUCUGGUUCGGCGGGGAUCUAUUGCCCGAUGGGAGGACAGAUGAGUUCGAUGAGGACAUGGCCUGGCCUCUGCGAGACCUUUCGCAGCGAUCCCCUCGCUCAGACCACGAUGCUCGUUUCACUUAUAACCUCGAUGAUAUCGAUUCAAUCUCCUCGCAUCUGGGCAUCCCCUGGAAACAGGAGAAGGACAUCCCUUUCAGUUCAUGCUUCCCAUUCACAGGUUUCUCCUGGGAUCUCGAAACACGUACCGUGGCCAUUCCUCCGGCCAAGGCAGCAAAAUAUCGCACGGCAAUUGAGGACUGGUCGCGUUCCCGCACGCACUCCCUGCUCGAUGUCCAGAAGCUAUACGGCAAACUGCUCCAUGCAUCCUUGGUCGCUACCGUGGGACGUGCUUACCUCACCAACCUAGAAGCCAUGCUGGGCCUCUUCAGUAACUGUCCUUUCAAGCUUCUCCAUCCACCUUCUGGCACCACCGCAGAUCUCGAAUGGUGGACAAGAGCACUCAGCCAACCAACCUUAUCCAGACCAAUCCCAGGCCCCUGCGAACUGGCCGAUGUCCAUGCUUACUCCGACGCAAGCUCGGGCAUUGGCAUUGGUGUCGUCAUCGGUGAGCGAUGGCGCGCAUGGCAUCUCCUACCAGACUGGAAAAGAGAUCUUCGGGACAUUGGCUGGGCCGAAGCCGUCGGCUUCGAGCUCCUCGUACGCCUCCUCCUCACAGUCCCCUCCUUCCCCCGCCACCUCAAGGUCUACGGAGACAACAAGGGCGUCGUCGAGGGAUGGUGGAAUGGACGCAGCCGCAAUCGUCAGGUCAAUCUCGUCUUCCAGCAUUUACACUCCCUUCUUGGCAAUGCCGGCUCCUCCAUCCACACCAGGUACAUUCCCAGCCAAAGCAACCCAGCAGACGCACCAUCCCGUGGCAUCUAUCCCAAGUCCCUUCCCCUUCUUCCUGCCAUCGAGAUUCCUCCCGAGCUACACCCCUUCCUCGUCAAUUUCGACGCCCCCCCAACCUCAGCCGAGCGUCACCUCCUCCAACAAGGCCGCCGCAUCGCUCCCCUCACCAAAGUAUACAUUGACAGGCCAGCCGCAGAGUGCGCUUCACUCAACUUCGAACGCGACCGCCAGAGCGAUGAGCUCCUCUGGCACGGUUCUUACUGGGAUGACUAG